Molecule: messenger RNA, 1287 nt
Organism: Peronospora belbahrii
Lineage: Eukaryota; Oomycota; Peronosporomycetes; Peronosporales; Peronosporaceae
Source: the annotation of a GenBank genome assembly
AUGCUGCUGUAUCAUCAACCUCACUAUUGUAGGGCAUCACUAGCUCACACUCGCUCUUGUAUUAAUCAACGUAUCAAGUCGCUUCGUUUCACACAAACGAAAAGCUCUCAUCUUGUUUUAUUUUCUACUCAAUUCAAGAGAAAAAAAGAAAAAAACAAGCAGGAAAAUGCUCUUGCCCGAGUUCAGGCUCCUGUGGCUAAAGUAAGUGAAGUGAAAAGGUUAUUGUCGCUCUAUGGACCAGAGAAAAAACCAUUGGCCAUCUCAAUUUCGACUCUGGGUAUCUCCACCUUCAUUACGAUGUGUGUGCCCUACGGAAUGGGGAAGGUCAUUGACGUGGUGACGGCAGGUUCAGCUGCUGCAAUGCCAUUGCCAACUGUAGUAACGCUACUUGGUGGACUCUUUGCUGCUGGAUCGAUUGCUAAUAUUGUUCGAGUGGAUACGACCAAUAUGAUUGGAGAAAGGAUUAUCAACAGAUUAAGGCAGGACACUGGUGAUCUGACUUCUUUCCUGUUGUACACGCUUUAUGUUGGAUUUUCUUUCGCGGGCAUGUCCUCUUUCUACGCGGAAUUGAUGAAGGGCAUUGGAGCGUCCUCGCGCGUGUUUGAGCUACUUCAUCGUCAACCAAAGGUCCGGAUUCCUCAACAAGGGUGGGCUCCGUUACAGGCUCCGUUUCAUGGCCACAUUCAGUUCCAAGACGUUGGGUUUUCGUACCCUGCUCGUCCAGACGCGAUAAUUUUCUCUGGCCUGAACUUAGAGGUGCUGCCUAAUGAAACAUUAGCGCUCGUGGGCCCGAGUGGAUGCGGUAAGUCGUCGGUGACGUCAUUACUUGCGCGCUUCUACGACUUGGAUGGCCCUGGAUGUGGCGGUAAAAUCAUGCUGGAUGGUGUUGACAUCUCAACUGUAAACCCAACGGAGCUCCGCGGUUUGAUGGGUGCUGUACCGCAGGAGCCACCUCUUUUUGCGUGCUCUAUUCGUGACAACAUUGCUUACGGCUGCUCUGAAGGGCAAGAAGCAACUUUGGAGGACAUCAUCCGUGCAGCCAAAAUAGCAAACGCACAUGACUUUAUCGUGUCCUUUCCGAAUGGAUAUGAUACGAUUGUUGGAGAGCGUGGGCAGGCACUCUCUGGUGGUCAGAAGCAGCGCGUGGCGAUUGCGCGUGCGCUUGUGAAGCGCCCAAAGAUCCUCAUUCUGGAUGAAGCGACCUCAGCUUUGGAUCCAGAAAGUGAGAAACUUGUGCAAGACGCAGUAGAUUGCGCCAAGCAAGGGCGCACAACGGUCGUGUCGUAG